CUGGGGCGGGCCGAGCAGUGCACCAAGCAGCUCCCAAAUCCCAGCAACGCAAAGCGAAUGGCAUUGCGUGAUAAUUGCGAGAUGUUGUUGCGUGCAGCAGACGUGAAACUGCAGUUGGUGCAUGUAGUCGACAUAAGCUCAUAACCUUGGAGCAAGGCUGUCAGCGAUAGGGACACAUUUCCGGAAGCAUCCUAACAAGGUGAAGUGGAAGCCUAGUGAGUAAAUGGACAGUGAUCGAAGGAGGCAGCGUCAGGCAGGCAGCAGCUCUGACGGCACAGAAGAUUCAGACUUUUCUGCUGAUCUGGAUCAUACAGAUAGCUCUGAGAGUGAUGGACAGCCACGCAGAUCUACCAGAUUAACCAGGUCUUCAUUACGGAAUAGCCAGAGUUCUCAAGAUUCCAGUCCAGUACGCCAGAUACCGUCGUAUGCCUCGGAUGAACCUGCUUACACCACAAGGAGGGUGACACGUAGCCAACAACAGACAACUCCAGUUACACCGAAGAAAUACCCUCUGCGACAGACUCGCUCCUCCGGAUCAGAAACGGAACAUCCAGUUGAGUUUUCAGACAAAGAUACCAAAACUGCAGUUGACCACGAUGAAUCUCCCCCACGUACUCCUACAGGAAAUGCUCCAUCAUCUGAGUCUGAUAUUGAUAUUUCCAGUCCAAAUGCAUCGCAUGAUGAAAGCAUAGCAAAAGAUGCUUCUAUGAAAGACUCUGGAAGUGACCUUUCACACAGGCCGAAGCGCCGACGUUUUCAUGAGAGUUAUAAUUUCAAUAUGAAGUGUCCUACUCCAGGCUGUAAUUCUUUAGGCCAUUUGACUGGAAAGCAUGAAAGGCACUUCUCCAUAUCUGGCUGUCCAUUGUACCAUAAUCUAUCUGCAGAUGAAUGUAAGGUUAGAGCUCAGCAACGUGAAAGGCAGAUUGACGACAGAGCAUUAUCACAGAGACAAGAUGAAAAUAACAGACAUGCAACCAGACAUCAGGCUCCAACAGAGAAACAAUUGAGAUACAAGGAAAAGGUGGCAGAACUUAGGAAGAAACGGAAUUCGGGAUUGACCAAAGAGCAAAAAGAAAAAUACAUGGAGCACCGACAGUUGCAUGGAAAUACAAGAGAGCCCCUUUUGGACAAUCUUACAUCUGAUUUUGACUUGGAAUUAUUCCGUAAAGCUCAAGCACGUGCCUCAGAGGAUCUGGAGAAGUUGAGGUUGCAGGGGCAAAUUACAGAAGGCAGUAACAUGAUUAAGACCAUUGUGUUUGGUCGAUAUGAACUGGAUACCUGGUACCAUUCUCCAUAUCCUGAAGAAUAUGCUCGUCUAGGGAGGCUAUACAUGUGUGAGUUCUGUCUUAAGUACAUGAAAAGUCAGACCAUCCUUCGGAGGCAUAUGGCAAAAUGUGUAUGGAAGCAUCCUCCAGGGGAUGAAAUCUAUAGAAAAGGAAAUAUAUCAGUAUUUGAGGUAGAUGGGAAGAAAAAUAAGAUCUACUGCCAGAACCUAUGCCUUCUGGCUAAGCUAUUUUUGGACCACAAGACAUUAUAUUAUGAUGUAGAACCUUUCUUGUUUUAUGUGAUGACAGAAGCUGAUAAUACAGGAUGUCAUCUUGUUGGAUAUUUCUCCAAGGAGAAGAACUCAUUCCUCAACUAUAAUGUGUCAUGCAUUUUGACAAUGCCACAGUAUAUGAGACAAGGAUAUGGAAAAAUGCUUAUUGACUUCAGCUACUUGUUGUCUAAGGUAGAAGAAAAGGUUGGUUCCCCAGAGCGCCCGCUGUCAGACCUGGGGCUCAUCAGCUACCGCAGCUAUUGGAAGGAAGUGUUACUACGUUAUUUGCACAACUUCCAGGGCAAAGAAAUUUCUAUUAAAGAAAUAAGUCAAGAAACUGCCGUCAAUCCUGUGGAUAUUGUCAGCACCCUUCAGGCGUUACAGAUGCUGAAAUACUGGAAAGGAAAACAUUUGGUUUUAAAACGACAGGAUCUAAUAGAUGAGUGGCUGGCCAAAGAAGCAAAGCGGACAAAUGGAAACAAAACCAUAGACUCCAGCUGUUUGAAGUGGACACCACCAAAAGGAACUUAGUUGGUCAUUGUUUCUAUCUCAGCAAAAGGCACCUCAUUGUAACAGCUAGUGAACGCAAAGCAGAAGAUCCAAUAGCAAGUCUUUAGCCUUACCUCUGUUUGUCCUGCAGAGGGCAUAGUAAAGCGUACUACCCCAGCAAAUAUAGAAUUGUGCUUUUAUCCCAUUUGUUGUUUGUGGUAGCAUUUCCAACAAUGCAGCUUGACAUGUAUUGUUAGGAGAGACAAAUGGGCUUGAAAUUUAUAGUUGUACAAUCUGAAAUGUAUCAAAACAAUCACAGACUGUCAUUUUUGUUUGUUUAAACGUUGGUGUUUUUAAAAUUUUCUCUGAAAUGUUCAGCUUUAAUCCGGAAGGUAAAAGAUUUUUAUAUGUCAAAGAUGAAUAAAUAAGAGUGGUGCAAUCCCUGUUUGGAUUUUCGAGAGAGUAUUUGUUUGAUAUGUCACUUCAUUUUUUUUAAAUAUUAAGUAACACUGUUCUUAAUUUGCCCUUUGUUUUAAAUGCUCGAAUUGCUCUUUAAAAAUCAAUGGGUUUCAUGAAUUGGUACCUUUUCAGAAUGGUUGGAAAACAGCAGGGUGGGUAGAACACAGUAUUCUCUCCUUUCAUCAGCCUGAGAAGCUAUUACUAGUUUCAUCAGCGUGGCAGUCACCUUCAACUGAUGUACUGUAAAUGCCAUUCAUAUUUGUAUGGAGGCUACUUGUCAGAUUCUGUGUAUUUUUCAUGAGAUGGGUGGUAAAGUAGAAUCUUGUAUUCAAGAUGGGGAAUGUACUUCAUAACUUCCCCAAAAAUUUACCUUGUUGUACCAUAUUACAUUUUUUUUAAAAAGCACAACUUAAGGCAUAAUUUUAUGUUCAAAACUCACACACAACUCUUUGACUUCAAUUCAAUUUAACUCAACUUUUCAAUUCAACUCUUAUGAAGCCCUUGGGAAACUGAUGUAAUAUCAGAGUGGUCAUCCUAACAUAAUCAGUGGGAGGGAAUGAAAAAUGGGAAGUUUGACUAUUGUUAAUAACAUUCUGCUGUGUAUCAAUGUAUACCAUUGUCCUGACUUAGUAAACACAACUGGUUAGAUUUAAUAAGCACUCCAUCCUUCUUUACAAUUCCUUAAUUGAAUAUGUAUAUUAUAGGCAAAUUUAAAAUGUUUAAAUAGUAAAAACAAAUCUCAAUCCAAAUGAGGGAAUGCAUGUUAUAUAUGUGGAGCUUUAUAUUGGAAAAAUAUUGUUGCAGAAAAAACUGGUUUUGCUGGUGAGGGUAUUGAAUGGUUCAUGAGAUUUCUAUAAAACUGGCCCAUUUUACUCUUUUAAAGAUAUAAACUUUUGAGUGGAGCUGUAUUUGGUAUUGUAGUACGCACAGUUGUCACGUGGUGUCUUAACACUCUUUUAAAAGUUAUAUCACUGGCAGCUAAACUUAGCGCUAAACUUAGCACUAAACAAAAGCUUGGCAUCUUUGUAAAUGGAGCCUUGUUUAGUCUGAAUAGAAGGGUACCUGUUUCACCCUUUAGAAUUGAACCAAGGUACGCAAUUAGUCAGCUGACAUUGCUGUGCCAAAGUUAGAGUUGAGGAACAUUGCUUAAUUACUUGUUGUACCAAAUGUGAUGUAAUGCCUUCUGUACCUGCUUAUAAAUAAAGCAUGUUGUACAGUGUGUUUUCAA
Pristis pectinata (smalltooth sawfish) is the source of this 3713-nucleotide messenger RNA. It is a transcript of the gene kat7b, whose product is annotated as K(lysine) acetyltransferase 7b. Bases 224 to 2068 code for a protein of 614 amino acids. NCBI's taxonomy places the organism in Eukaryota, Metazoa, Chordata, Chondrichthyes, Rhinopristiformes, Pristidae. Gene Ontology annotation, molecular function: zinc ion binding; histone acetyltransferase activity. The record is from RefSeq and is a predicted model, not a curated record. Gene Ontology annotation, cellular component: nucleus. Gene Ontology annotation, biological process: regulation of DNA-templated transcription. The transcript is spliced from 16 exons.